This is a messenger RNA of Lottia gigantea (owl limpet), 2118 nucleotides long. RefSeq lists its product as hypothetical. The coding region runs from base 1 to 2118 and encodes 705 amino acids. The record is from RefSeq and is a predicted model, not a curated record. The transcript has 8 exons. NCBI's taxonomy places the organism in Eukaryota, Metazoa, Mollusca, Gastropoda, Lottiidae.
AUGACACAGAGAUAUAUAUCAGCCAUUAAUAUUGCUGAUCGUAGAGCUGCUGCUAUAUUGAGAAAACGUGCUAAGAAACGUCCAUUGGGAGAUAUUGAAAGUAAAUAUGGCUAUACACCUCCUCAACCAGUGUUAUCGUGUCGUACUGUGGACGUUGACUUAAGUGGUACUCGAACCUAUAGGCCUAAAUCUUCAACAGAUAUAUUACAAGAACAACAUCAACUAAUUCAUAAAAUAUAUAGUAAAAAUAGAAAUAUUAAAUCUGCUCCAUUAAAUCAGAAAAAUCAGAAUGAAGGUGAUAUGAAUUUAAGAAAACUUCAACGUAUUAACAUUGAAGUACAAGGUAGACCCUAUACAUCUUUAUCUCAAGUCUCCAAAUCAAACACUAAAACACCAUCAUCAUCAACUAAAAAGCAAAGACCAAAAACAACAGGUUCAUCCCAACCUAAGAAGACUGAAAUGAGAGACUCAUUUAUGAUUAUUCGUGUCGAUAAAGAUGUUUUAGACUCAGCAAGAUCUUCUAAACAAUUGACCAAUCAAAUACAUGAGAUGUGGCAACCUGAACAUCAUGAUUUGAAUCAAGGAAAAUAUAUACGUGGACAGAAAAACGCUAACAACUCACAUCCUGAACAAUUUAACACUUGGUUAACAUUUGGUGGUAAUCAAGAUGAUGAAGAACAUGGUUUAGUUGAUGCAUUUACAGGUGUACACAACCAGAAUGAGUAUUAUAGUAUUGAUGGUAAUGUUGGUAAUAAAGUGGCAGCAACAUUGAAGAAAGGUGAUAAAGUAAGAAUAGGAGUUAAUGGUGUAGUACAUUCUAACAGAAUACAGAGAAUUAAAAAAGAAAGUAUACAGCCUGUAUCAAAAGAGGAAAGUGAAUUAUUUGGUGGUGAUAUUGAUGCUUUUAAUGACAUUGUUUUGGAAAACUUUGAUGAUUUAAUGGCUCCAAAGAAGAAGAAAGCUGACUCAACUCCCUUGAAUUGGACUGAUCAAGUUGCUAAAACUGAUGUUAAAGUUGUAGAAUCUAAAGGUCAAGUUGUGUCUCCAAGAGUUGUGAAUCUUUGUGAGUCUCAUCCUGUGGUUUUUGAAAGACUGGUCAAAUCUGAUGAACGUCCUAAACUAGCUAGAGGCAACACAGAAUCAGGAUUUAAAGUUAAACAUCGCCUACAGAAACAGCCAGAAUCCUCACAAUCCAAAUAUCACCAUGUUAAAAAUAUAGAAAUUGAUUCAAAAUCAACCAAGGAGGAUCGUGAUGUUGACAAUAUGACUCUUGAUGAUGUGUUAAGAAAUGCCAUUGCACACAGGAAUCAAUACAAUGUACAAAGUUUUAAUUUUCAAAAAGACAAAUUUAAUAGCCCAAAUACUGAGAACCGAAUUAAAAGUGCCAAAGUGUCUGAAAAUGGAAGAGAGAAUAGGUUGAGCAGCAGCAAUUCUUCUAAAAGUCGUGCAGCAAGUGAUGUAGUGCACAGCUCUGGAACUGGUAACCUCUUAAUACCAGUAAUGCGCUCUGUACCAUCAACACUACCAGCAACAAUUAAUUCAGAUGAUCUGUCAGUAUCUGCUCCUGGUGCCAGACAAUCAUCUCCUGUAAAUGAGAUGCCAAGAAAAUCCAUAUCACCAAAUCCUAGAAAUUCCACUUCUGCAAAAUCAAGAGCCAGUAGAAUCAGUUCUGCUGCCAGUAAUAAACAUUAUCAACCACCAAGUGAUGCACAAUACAUUAAAUUCUCAUCCUCUAUUAGAAAUCCUAAAGGUGAUCAUUCGCACAUCUCUAACAACAAACAGACAGUUUGUGUCAGAUUUGCUGGGGAUGUUGAUGGAGAAUCUGUGUUAUCAUCAAAACAAGAUUUAGAUAUAGAUUCUGUUGGUGGUUUAUCUGAUAGAAGUGUAGCUAGCCGUCCCAUGUCUCCUCCACAACAUAACUAUAAUGGAUAUUCUAUAAAUAUUCCAACAGCAGACAUGUUAUCAGACCGUGACUCCAUGUUGCAAUCACCUUACAAACGAAGCGAUGAUGGUGAAGUGUUGACCAAUCGACAACAGCGAGACAAAAAUAUGCGAGAUGAACAAAUCAAUCAGAUCACAACCAUGUUAGCAGGAUCUGUUGUAUCUUCUGCCGAAUAA